Parnassius mnemosyne (clouded apollo) is the source of this 765-nucleotide messenger RNA. Lineage: Eukaryota; Metazoa; Arthropoda; Insecta; Lepidoptera; Papilionidae. The record is from the annotation of a GenBank genome assembly.
AUGUGCGUGUGCGUGUACGUGUGCGUGCGAGUAUGUGUGGGCGUGUGCGUGUACGUGUGCGUGCGAUAUUGCGUGUGCGUGUGCGUGCGUGUGCGAGUGCGUGUUAAUGUGAGUGUGCGUGUGCGCGGGCGUGAGCGCGUGCGUAUGUUCAUGCGUGUGGGUGUGUGUGUACGAGUGCGAGUGCGUCGGGCGCACGGCUCCAAGGUGGUCGGAGGCGGGGUGUUCCGUUGCUGCGUGCCCUGGUGCGGGGCGCGCACGGCGGCGCCCGCCGACGACGACGCUGACUAUGCGCUGAGGGAGACCAGCCCCCAGCUCUCUCACGAAGAAUACGUUAUCCCCGAACCGGUGAUCAGUUCACCACGCCCUAUAGGCCAACAAUCACCCUUACCGGGAAUAGAAGAGGAGGACGAUUCUGACUGGCCUCUUGAAGACGCCACUGACUCAACACUCACGCCUUCGUACAAGAGCACAAUAAGUAGUACAGAUACCGUUUAUACAUCAUCGAGAAGCUCUGGGAAAAAGCGUAGCUAUGGUAGUCCGUCAUCAGUGAAGAUAUGCAUAUCCGCAGCGGCUAGAAAAUAUAGUAAAGCUCGCAAGCGUGGCGCUGGUGCAGUUGUUCUGCCUCAGGGGCAAGGUGGCGAAGAUCCGCCACCUCAGCCAUUACACGGCAGGAUGCAGGCUGAACAAGGCAGCAUCGGUGAAUUGCAGAAGUAUCACGGACGGUACCUCAAGAGUCGCCGCCACACCCUCGCUAAUGUCCGGUAA